Molecule: messenger RNA, 1404 nt
Organism: Cylindrotheca closterium
Lineage: Eukaryota; Bacillariophyta; Bacillariophyceae; Bacillariales; Bacillariaceae
Source: the annotation of a GenBank genome assembly
AUGUUCGUCUUCAAGCGGUUCAAGAGACUCUUGAAAGACCUGAUGUUGGUAGUCUCGCUUGGUGGCAUCGUUGGGGUCUACUUUGUGCCUCCCUCCAGAAAUUUAAUGGAUGAUUCUCCAGCACCACCACCAGGUGCAUCCGUUUUAUUUCGAUCUCCGAAAUCAUCCACCAAACCAUUUGAUGCAAUGAUUCAACGAUCCCAGCAAUACGAGGCCAAAUGCAAAUCACUGGACUUGCUAGAUCAUUCCGUAGUGGACACUUCCAAGAACAACCACACAGCACAUCUCCCACCCUUUGGAUUUCUAAAAGCAGCCGAAGAUUACCAAAGCAAUCCUCCAGACUAUCCUUAUACUUGCCAACUGCCACCCGAAAACGAAUGUUCCGAAACUCAAUUCACAGUCAUUUUCAUGGCCUACAAUCCAGAUCGACUACAGAAAUUGUACAAUCAAAUUCUCAAAAUGCUCCAGCAAGACAAAGGAUUCAAGAGUCUAGUCCGUGAAGUUGUCGUGGUGUGGAAUGGCGAACGGGAUGUCGAAGAAACCACACUUGGCAAGGCACUGGUAGACUUGACAAAGACCUUGCCAUUUCGAAUCUCGUAUCCACUCAAGGCUGGUUUCCCAAACGACUUGAUGAAUCGGUACCAUCCUCGACUUGAAAUUAAAACAAAGGCAAUCAUGUAUUACGAUGAUGACGGGCCAUUUUACAGUUACAAGGCGACACUGGGUGGAUUUGAAUUGUGGAAGCGGAAUGCCAAUGCCCAAAUAGGUGCCAUGGCCCGCAAGUUGGAUCUGGACGAACGACAAAAAGUGGAAAAAACGGAACUGCUACAAGCAAGUGGGUCUACCACUGUCGAUCGCUUUUUCAUCUCACAUUGUCCGACCGACGAACUCAAUUACAAUUAUUUUGAAUUUGCCAAUUUUGGGGCCAACAUGGUCUUGCCGAGUGGGAGUUUCUUGCAUUCCAAUUAUCUAUGCUUCUUGUGGCAUCCCAUCUUUGAAGAAAUUAGACAGUACGUCAAGGAACACCCCGUGAAACCAGAUGAUGGGACGGUGAGUGCGAUUGUCAGUCAUCUUUCCGGACGAGCGCCCAAGGUUUACUCGAGACGAAUCAAUGAAUCCAAAGACCCGCCUCAUGGUCGUCGAUUGAUGAAGCUCCACGACAAGCAAGAUGCCAUUGAUUGGGAUAAUCCCGGCAAUCACGAUACCAAAAUGAUGUGGGGUCGUUUGCGUAGCGAUGUCGCCAAUUCCUUGAUUCGGUAUUUUGGAAGCAUCAACAGCGGUAGUUUGGGAUGGUGUUUCAAUACGCCAUGGCAGAAGGGACAAAAUUGCAAACCAGAAAUGGCCAAGAUUGGAUAUUUGCCGUGGAUGAAUGAAGAUCAUACUCCCAAGAGCACAUGUCCAUAG